AUGGACCAUAUAUCCACUAUUGGAAAAGAGACUCUCCAUCUUGCAGAAACCAGAACAAGCCCAUCACAGACGGAGAAGACUGUCCCCGAGAUACUUAUUGAUGCAAAAGAGAUUGUGGCUAGGAUUACUGCCAAAGCUUCAAGUGAGCCUAUCAACCAAGAGAGAAUGAGCAUACCACAAGUACCACAGGAGAUACCACCUUCAUCUAAAGAGAUCAUACCUGACAAAGCACAACCAUCAAAAGAAAGUGAUUCAUUACUGAAUGCCAGUAGUGGUUACUCGAGCAAGGAUGAUGCCAUAAGCAUCAGUAAUGUGAGCACAAGGUCUGUGUCUAAUGAAGAGAAAAUCUUGUCGGGAAUCCAAGAGGAGAAACAAACACUAGAACAAUUAAAAAUGACUGUGGACAAAUACUUCCCACUCUCACCAAAUGAGGAGGAAGAUGGAGGUUAUUUUGGACUCAUGUCUUCCAAAGGCACAGCCUACUUCACAUCACUAGGUUCUCUGCCAAGCCACCUCCAGCCCCAGGCAUAUAAGCAUGCAUUGGAAAAUAUCAGAGGGGCCAAGAACAACAUGAGAAACCUCUCGUACCACCUCUAUGAAGCAAUUGAAUGGACUUACCAAAGAAGGCAAGGUUCUGAGGAUGGGCAGAAUCGCUAUAUGGCCCUAUUACAGCUGUGGAUCAAGUGGAGUAGGAGCCUGUCCGAAAAUGUCGAUGGCAGUACAAAGCUCUUGGAAAUCCAGACUCUGGCCAUGUCCCGUAUCAUUGCUCUGAAAUUUGAGUCGGACUUCAGGGACCUCAUGUGUCAAGUCCAAGGUCUCUCAAGCAGUAUACAAAUACAAGACAAGCUCCAACAGGUUUCUCAUAACAUGCACGAGCUUUACACCACCCUUUCACUAAAUAAUAGGUUUGAAGAUCUAGACCAGCAUCAUCUGGCCCAGCUCACUCAAGCCCAGGGAAUUAUAGAAGAAUUGUUUUGUUUCUUAGAAGGUAGUAUUCCUUCUGGUUGA
Molecule: messenger RNA, 1008 nt
Organism: Trichosurus vulpecula (common brushtail)
Lineage: Eukaryota; Metazoa; Chordata; Mammalia; Diprotodontia; Phalangeridae
Product: perilipin-3-like
Exons: 1
Coding region: 1-1008 (335 amino acids)
Biological process (GO): lipid storage; positive regulation of triglyceride storage
Cellular component (GO): cytosol; lipid droplet
Source: RefSeq, a predicted model, not a curated record